GGCGAAAGUAGAAGACAGCAUUCUCCAUAUUAAUGCGGAAGCAUGUGGAAUAAUUUCUAAACUGAUGAUAUAAUGUGCACUGGCUUAGUACCUAAUUUGGAUCUAGUACAGGGUGGCGCAGAUGAAACGCAUGAUUUUCACGUGUAAUGGAGAAACCUGGCGAGUAGUCCUAGCUGUUUCAGAAAGUGCCAGCAUCAUGGAGGAAUCACACAGAAACAAAGCAAUUGAAUUAUUGAUGACAAAUCGCUAGUCAUAAACAAAGCCACAG
Molecule: messenger RNA, 268 nt
Organism: Acanthoscelides obtectus
Lineage: Eukaryota; Metazoa; Arthropoda; Insecta; Coleoptera; Chrysomelidae
Source: the annotation of a GenBank genome assembly